This is a messenger RNA of Uloborus diversus, 613 nucleotides long. RefSeq lists its product as uncharacterized. NCBI's taxonomy places the organism in Eukaryota, Metazoa, Arthropoda, Arachnida, Araneae, Uloboridae. The record is from RefSeq and is a predicted model, not a curated record. The transcript has 3 exons. The coding region runs from base 185 to 577 and encodes 130 amino acids.
UAUCGACUAAUGUAGAGUCAAUUCCGUCAAGAGAAGUUUGUUGCACAGAUUUUUCUCCCUUUACUGAGCGGUAAUUUUAACACAUUUUAUAGUGGUUUUUCGCUGAAAGCUGUAAGCAUAUAUAGCUAUGUUGUAAAGCAACUGUGUUUUGUUGUGAUUCGAUGGUAAAUGACAUUCCAACACCAUGAGACCAUUUCAGUUGACAUGUAUUGAUUGGAAAUCCAAGGAGAAGAAAAGCAAUUACAAACAGCUCUGCUUUGCUUAUAAGAACAUGAAAGGACCAAUUUUUCACAGGCAUUUAAAUGAACUACAAGAAAGGUGCUCAUGCCUAAUGAGCAGUCCUGGAAUAGAUGUUCCAGAUGUUGCAAGUGAUAAAGAAAUUGUCAUGAGGAUUUUGAAAAGGCCCAAUGAAAGUAGUCUUUGCAGUAACAAAAAGCGAAAAGAAGAGAUUCCUUUGCAAGAAAUUCUUCCAUUACAUCAGUGUCAAUGCAUCAACACUGAAAAUAUCCAUGAAAAGAUGGAUUACAUGGUGACAUCAAUGGACAGUUUAAGUUGUACUAUCAAUAACAGUUGGUAAUUUAAUGUAUAUAGCAGGCAUUUUAAAUGAAAUAAA